AUGAAAAUCCUGUGCCUUUUGAUACUUAUCAUUUCAGAUACUUUGGAGAAUUCAUCAACACUCUACAUUGUAAAUAUUGAAAGAAAUGGAAAAAUUAUUUAUACCUGGAAGGGAAACCAGAGAAAUACUCACAUUGGAUUGUACGAUCUUCAAACUAAACAAAAUGAGCACCUCUAUAUGUUUGAGAGGGAUCUUCGCAUAAUCAGUUGUUCGAUCAACAAUGAAAGGACGUUAUUGGCAGUCAGCUUCCAUCAGUGUACAGAGGAAGAAAGAGUAAGUCGGCUAUUACAGUCAGUAUCCAAGUAUUUAACCUUGCUAAUUGAAAUUCAUCCCAUUAAUAAUGUGAGAGUCUUAAAGGCUGUGGAUAGCUGUGUUCGAGUACAGUUUCUUUAUCCAGUUGAAGGCAGAAGUACUUCUACAGAAAGUCACCUCUUGCUAGUUUCAGAUGAUAAAUAUAUUGAAAAAUUUGACAUUCAUGUUGUUGCAGAAGAAGAACACAAAGUGGCGAUUCAAAACUCAGGUCAGCUUCCAAGAGCCAGAGUUGCAGAUGAUCUCAUUUGGGCACAAUGGGAUAUGAUAGAACAAAGGCUCUUCUACAUUGUUCCAAAGGAAUCAAAGAGUACUUUAAAAUGUGUCCAGUUUUAUCCUGAUGAAAAUUUUAACUCAAUACUGGAAUCACACCUGGAUAUUUCUGUAAAUGACACACAGUUAAAACUUGUGAAUUUUGGAUAUGAUUACUGUCAAGACCAAGAUGUUACAUCUAAAUCUUUGAAUCUUCAGGUCUUUACAAGUAAAGCAGGAGGCUUGUGUGUGUGUUGUAGUCUAGCCUCUGAUAUUCCUGAUGAAAUAAUGUACUCCAUAUAUUUUUUACAUAAAGGUUACAACAAAACUUUUACAGUUUCUCUGGAAAGAACAGAAUCUCAUCAAUUGAAGGAAGUGGCUUUUAUGAAUCUUGACUAUUAUGUGGCUGCUUAUUUGCCUGGCCAGUUCCUGCACCUCCUGAAUAUUCAGCAUCCUGACCUGCUGUGCUAUAGUUUAUUUCUGACAGGUGAGGAUGCAAGAAUUGACGUGUUGCAGAACUGCUCUAUACGAUCCCCACUCACGUCAACAGUCUUGGAUUGCCAUGUAGGAAGUAUGUAUGCUGUGAGCAUCAGUGACAGUGCCUUACUACAGUUCCUACAGAACAGCAAACGAGACAGCGAGAGAUUGGCAGCUCUACAUUGUGCUCUGUUGUACUUCCAACACACAGAAGACUUGGAAAUGCAGAUUAUUUGGUGGAUUUCUGAGAACCUGUCAACAUGUCAUUCUUUUGACCCCAUUCAAGAAUUUAUCAUCGCCUCCCUGUACUGCAGAAUGUGUCCAGAAACUCACAACCUGGAUAAACUUUUGCCUUAUACAUCGCUGCUUGACUGGAUUGGGAUUAUCCCUGGCGUAACAUGUGCAACAGACAUUAUUCCUCUACCUGUAUUAGAGUUCCAAAACUCCAAAGGCUUCUGGGAGAAACUCAACUCAAACUUGGAGAGUGUGAAGUAUGCAGAGCCACACUUGCAUUACCAUAAUAAUGUGCUCAGGAGGGAAUGGCGUAACCUUUCAGAAGAGAGAGAGGAGAGAAGAACCACAGCAUAUUUGAGGAAUAUUUUUGAAAAUGCCAAAAAGGUGCUUUCUCAUCUGGACACUUGGGACUCUGAGGAAAGGCUAAUACCUCUCUUUCAAGAGGAAGAUUAUCAGCAGCAAUUACUAAUGGGACUGAUGGUUGCUCAGCUGAAGGAUCACCUUACGAGACAUCUACAGUAUGUAGGAAAAAAGAAGAUUGACCUAAUAGUUUUGGAUUACGUUGCAAACCUGGUUAGUUUGAUUUCAUAG
Molecule: messenger RNA, 1863 nt
Organism: Cariama cristata (Red-legged seriema)
Lineage: Eukaryota; Metazoa; Chordata; Aves; Cariamiformes; Cariamidae
Product: gamma-secretase-activating protein-like
Exons: 23
Coding region: 1-1863 (620 amino acids)
Biological process (GO): positive regulation of amyloid-beta formation
Cellular component (GO): trans-Golgi network
Source: RefSeq, a predicted model, not a curated record